GUCUUUAGCAUAGUCAGUUUUGUGGCAAGAAUGGCGGUAUUGCCACAAAUCAGUUGGCGGGUAUUUUACAAUUAUAUCGCCUGUCGUCUUUUUGUGUAUGUCUGGACUAGCUAGCACAGCAAACCUAGUCAUUUCCUAAGAAGCUAUUUAAGCUGUGUAGAAACCGUUUAAUAAUAACACGCUGGUUAUUUCCUUCUGCAAUGGUAGUCGAGGUAGAAAGCUUCUUUGGUGUGUACAUGCUUUACUGCACUAAUCCUAAAUUCAAAGGCCGGAUAUACAUCGGCUUCACUGUGAACCCCGAGCGGCGCAUCGGGCAGCACAACGCUGGAAGGCACAGAGGAGGAGCCAAGAGGACCAGCGGCAGGGGACCGUGGGAGAUGGUCCUCAUUAUACAUGGCUUUCCCUCUGAUAUUGCUGCCCUGAGGUUUGAGUGGGCGUGGCAACACCCUCACUCCUCCAGGCGACUCUCCCAUGUUUCCCGGCGCUCCAGAAAAGAGUCCAGUCUGCAGUUCCACUGGCGCGUCCUCUGCAACAUGCUACGGGUGGCUCCGUGGAACAGACUGCCGCUGACGGCCCGCUGGCUCAAACAGGAGUACAUGAUGGACUUUGAGCCCAGUCUGCAGCCUCCCCUGCACAUCCCCGUCGCCUUCGGCAGCGUUAGAGCCAAGAAAACGCAGCAGUUGCAGUCUGCAGGAGAGGAGGAGGAGGAGGAUGCAUCCAGGUGUUUUCUCUGCAGAGACUUGGUCAAGAUGUCAGAAAAGCUGAGCUGUUUCCACCUGUCCUGUGGAAUGAGCAGUCAUGUGAUCUGCCUGGCCAAACACUUCCUGAGGUCCGAGCCGUCCCACCUGCUGCCCGUGGAGGGAGAAUGUCCGGCCUGCCGUCGCUCCGUGCUGUGGGGGAGCCUCAUCCGUCAUAAACACGGCUGCUUCGGAGACCUGGAGGAGAUCACGCCAUCUGCAUCCCAAAGCCACUGGGCAGAUGAACUACAGAUAUGAAAGAGUGGAGUCUGCAAAACUGAACUUUGAUGAACUGUGGUGCUGCCACAGAGUUAUGUAAAUGAUAUGAAAUGAAAUACGCCUUUUUCAAACUGGACAGGAAUCUACAGUAACUUCAAAAAAAAAUCUGUCCACUGGCUAUGCUUGUUAUAAAUCUGAUCAUGAAGCAUUUUUUUAUACUAUGUGUUUAAUGUAUUAAAUAUUUGUGUGUGUGUGGGGGGGGGGGCUUUUCAAUGCAUUGUGUGACAA
Molecule: messenger RNA, 1244 nt
Organism: Toxotes jaculatrix (banded archerfish)
Lineage: Eukaryota; Metazoa; Chordata; Actinopteri; Toxotidae
Gene: slx1b
Product: SLX1 homolog B, structure-specific endonuclease subunit
Exons: 5
Coding region: 201-995 (264 amino acids)
Biological process (GO): double-strand break repair via homologous recombination
Cellular component (GO): Slx1-Slx4 complex
Molecular function (GO): crossover junction DNA endonuclease activity; 5'-flap endonuclease activity
Source: RefSeq, a predicted model, not a curated record